UUCCCCAUACGCAGAUACAUAUAUAUAUAUAUAUAUAUAUAUAUAUAUAUAUAUAUAUAUAUAUAAUACAUAACUGAAGACAAACAAAGCAAAAGAAAACAAUAACUAAAAGUCAUGAAAAUGAGGUAUAGGCAUGGGAUAAUUCAACUCUUCUCUUGGUGUCCUAAUCCAUUUGCUGUCCAUGUGUUCUGCAUAUCAUCACCAUUAUGUUUUGGGCCUACCACGUGAAGUGUAGUUUGAUUGCAAAUUAUCAAUCAAUACUCCUCUUAAUAUGCAAUUUGGAGUAGCUUCUUCAACUUCUCGAAUUUCUCACGCGUGAUUAUUUUUGUCAUGAUAUAUGCUGGCUGAUCAUCACUGUUGAUGAAUUUCAUCACAAUAAGUCCUUCUUUGACGAGGUCUCAUAUGAAAUGAUGAUAUCUGCUGGCUGAUCACCAGUGGCUUUGAUCAGAUUAUAGUGAUAUACACUUGUGUUGUUCGUGGAGUUACAAUUUUGUACAUCGAUCUUACUCAACGUGGAGAUUUUUUUCUUUUGAGUUUGGUAUUCAACUUUUGUGUCAGAGAGCUGUGAUUUCAUAUUUCCUCGACUAGGGGUGAAAUAUGACAAUUAAAUACGAUCUUGUAUUUUUUUUGCACAAAAGAAAAAACAUACUGAUAAAAGUUAUAAAAGGUGUUCACUUUUGAUGAAUUGAUUAUUCUCCACUCUAUCGAUUAUAGUGUUUAUAAACUAAAAAAUUCUUAUAUAAAACUGAUUAGGUGUAUCUUUCUUAUUUGGUGGCUACUUUAAUUUUUAUCCUCGCACUUUUCACAUACUAUUAUAUUAUAAAGUUAAUUCACUAAAUAAAUAUAAUUAGUGUGAUUAUUGUGGAUUUUAUGGGUUAUCCGCGGUGGGUAGUGGAUAACCACUAACCACAAAAAUCGUUAGUUUACUACCCACACCCAACCCACUAUCCACAACUUGUGGGUAUGGUUACCCACAAUAGGUGCGGGUUGGUGCGGUUUGCGGAUUAUCCACAACCCGCAACCCAAACUUCCACCCUACACUCUACCAUUACCCAUACACAGAUACAUAUAUAUUGCAUAAAUGAAGACAAAUAUCCUAACAUAUUGGCAUGGCUCUUCCUUAACCUCUCCCUCCUUGUUUUCAACAUAUUUUCGAUAGAACUUUUAUGCAAUGCUUACUCUAAUUAAUACUCUAUAUUUCAUCUUAGUAAACAAAAAUUUGUGUUUCGUAUCAUAUAGGUGUGACUAAAGAAAAUGAUGAACUAUUUUUAAAUUCUCGUAUAUGCAUGUCUUAACUUUUCAUUGAAUUCUAUCGAUUAAUUAUGUAAUUAGGUGUUGAGCAACAACAAGUUCAAGAGCGCAACGCACAGGGUGAUUCGGCCAAAAGGAAGGAGCCGCUACUCGUAUGCUUUCUUCUACAACUUAUUGGGGGAGAAAAUGGUGGAGCCAUUGCUGCAGUUCACUGAACAUCUUGGGGAGCUGCCGAAGUACCGCAAGUUUCAGUACGGAGAGUAUAUGCAAUUGAGGAUGAGGAACAAAUCUCAUCCCCCAGAAAACCCUCAAGAUGUUAUCCACAUUACCCACUACUCCAUCAACUAAUAACUCCUACACCAUGUUCACUAAACAUCAAUCCUUAUGUUCCAAGGAGUUUGAAAUCAAAUAAAUUGUACUAUGUGAUUGUUGUCUUGCUUUUUUUUUUUUUUUUGAAAAUGAUUUGCAGAGUAAAUUUGGACAUAUAGUACAUAUUUAUAGAUAGUUUAUAUUACAAUUUAAUAUUGAAAAGGUGCAAAAGGCCUUUGAGGCAUCAAAAUUUGAGCCACAGCCCACAAGUGUAAAAGUUCACAUCCCUUCUAUGGUUAGCUAUCAUUUAUAAGCCUAUUUCUUUCUUUUCUUGACAUAUGCUAGAACCAUUCUCGACGGUGUCCUACUUUACUAAUAACAAGGCGGUAUGUGUAAUUAUCCCAACCAUAUCAUGGAAUUAGUUGUAAUAGAAUAAAAAAGUGGGUUAGAUAAGAAUUGUAUUGUGGCUAUAGAAUAACAUAAUACAAUAACUUUUCUAAGAGCAUUUCUACUAUGUUAUAUAGUAUUGAUGCUUUAAUGUACAACUCAAAGUUGUACCAUAACAUUAAAUGUAUAAGUUUAGGUUGUACCAUAAAACAAUUUGUACCAUUAUGUUAUGGUACAACUUUACAACUUGAAGUUGUACCAUCACAUAAAGGUACAAGUUCAAGUUGUAUCAUAAAAGAAUUUGUACAAAAAGUAUAGGUACAAUCUGAAGUUGUACUAUAACGUAAAUAUACAAUUUUAAAUUGUACCAUAAAAACAAAAAUAGCACCAAUACUAUAUAGCAUUGUAAAAUUUCUCCUUUUCUAAAUCCCUCUAUCUCUUCUUUCUUUUUCUCCUCCUCCCCAUCCUUCCUCAAUCUUACCCUUCCUCUAUGCAAAUUCUCGUUUUGUUGAAUUUACCACUUUUUUCUUCCCAGUUCACUAUCUUAUUUAUCUCAACUCAUAGAUGAAAUUGACCUUUCUUCAGCGCAUCUGUUACAAAUUGAUGUUAGAGUCUCUUUUUCUUGCAACCUUGCAAUUUCUCAGCAUCUUUCAUCGUUGGCCGAACAAUUAAACUUCAUUGGGAAUCAAGAAAAAACAUUUUUAAUUUGGUUAGUUAACUUGGAAGCCACACACCAAUCAUGGUGAAACUCACCAAAUUUACAGCUCCUCCUCCAUGCAUAAAGAGAGAUUUUGAAACCCUUGGGAAAUUCCAGAACACUUUUUCUGGCUCACUGAAAUAUCCAAUUGCUUCUCCAGCUCACAGAAUAUACAAAAUUCCCAAUUUCUCUGGUUCUUCGAUUAGUACUAUUAUCACGACUUCGUCCUCUAACCUUGUGGGUGUUCUCGAAUCUAGCAAAUCGGUAAAGAAAAAAAUAAAGAGGUAAAAUCAAAUACGAACAAUAUAAAAUAUAAUAAAAGGAAGUCAUAAAACUUUAACGAAAUGAGAGGAAAACGAAGGAAGAAUGUAGCAUCUUGUGUCAUUGGUUCAUAUGUCACUUGUGUUCUUUUCAUGGAGAAUAAGAAAAUUUUAAGUUGUUUUCAUAUUUGAACUCGAUAAAAAAAAAGAUAAAUAAGGUGGCACGAAUCAAAUACGGACAAAAAUGUCAAUUUUAGAAUAGAAAAAAGAUAAAAUAAAAUUACUAAAUGGUUCUUAUAAGUUCACAUUAAAUUUAUGUUUUCCCGGCGAGAAAAUCUAGAUGAACAGAAUUGGAUUUUGCACCCUUGACUUCUAAUCAAACGAUUGUGGGUUCGAGUCUCACCAGGUGUGCCAAUUUGUUUUCCGGCGAGAAAAUCUAGAUGAAUAGAAUUGGAUCUUGCACAUUUGACUUCCAAACAAACGAUCAAACAACACAAUUCACACCUCUUUGAACAAAGUUCAAACAAGGGUGUUCAAUGUUUUGAUGAACUACGAGGCAAAUCUACAUUAAAUUAGCCCUACUCCUAUAGAGGUUCAGUGAGAGCUCCAAAAACUACGCUUAUAUAUGGUUAAAAUCUGUAGAGGAAAAGAUAAAAAGAUAAAACUUGACAAGUGGUGUCGAGUUGUGAUUUUUGCGAACCCUUUCUCUGUCAUCUUCACCUCCUAUUUAUAGCCACCAGAAGUAACUGCCCCAAAAAACUGCUCUGCUGACGUGGAGUGACGGUUACCCUCUAAACUGCUAUGACGGUUACCCUGAUGUUGGAUGUGGGAUCCUCUUCAGUCUUGACUCCCUCCUCUUGAGACCUCAACCUGCUCUUGGCAUCUCCUUCGUAGUUUUGCUUAUCCAUAGAGUAAAAAUGGCUUAGGCAUAAAGGAAUACCACUUACCACAUAUGGGUGGUAUUUGAAUAACAUGAGUUAAAAAUGGCAAAAAGUAAUUCACCAUUAGUAGAGUAAAGAGACCACGUGCUCACAUGAGCCCCUUGCCUUGGCCAUACCAUGGGGUGUACGUUGGUGACCCCCCUUGCCACGUCUUGGGGUGGUGGUAUGAUAUUCACCCCCUUGCUAUGUCCUGGGGGUGGUAUGAUGGUGGCCACCCCCUUGAUACCUUCUGGGGGUGGUGGUAUGAUGUCUACCACCCCCCUCUGUGUGUCAUGGGGUGGCUCCCAUACUUAGCCAAAUUUGGAGAUGAAUGGCAGAUUUAAACUGAUAUGAUUAAGUUGGUCUUAUAAAGCCAUUUAAUUCCUUGUUUUUAACCGAUGUGGUACAAAGUUAAUUUUUAUAGGUAAACAAUUUUAAUGGGAAAAUGGAGGGUAAACUUAAAUUUUACAUAUAAAUAACAAAGUUAAUUAGGAUGUACAAUCUACGUGAAACAUAACUUUAACAGAUCCUGUCAAGAGUACAUCUUCACAAAUGACAAUAAAACUUGGAAACUAUGAAAUACAACCUGACAAAAAAUGUCCAAGAAAGGUUGUUCACGUACACUAUAAGAGCAAACACCUUCACAUUCCAAAGCAUCAAUGAAGGGAAUUCACCCCAUCCAAAAACAAAAAGGAACCAGAUUGAUAAACAUAAAUACCUACCUUUGUUAGAUACGCACGAAGCGAGAGAUCACCGACAACCAUCUAUUAAGAGAAAUUGUAGGAAGAACACCGAAACAGAGGAAUCCGAAGAGCUACCAAAGUGAAAUAAAGAUGAAACAAAUAAAGAUGAAUCAUUCAACAACAAAUCACUCAUCCCAGCUAGUUAAUCAACAACGCCAGCUACUUUUUUUUUCUAAAUUUCGACUUUCCCCUCAAUGAAAGUAAACUUGACGGCGACAUGUGAAUCUAAAUGGUUAUCAAACAAAACAUAUAAAUCAUCAUAAACCCACGACUCUACCUCUUCUCUGAAUCCGCGAUCUCUACAUUCCGCAAACCUGGUUUACAUUUCAAGAUGGAAGAGAGGACGAAUCAGUCAUUGGAACGAAAAAAAGAGGCAUUUGAAAUGCUGGAAUUGAAUGAAAUAGACUUACCAAAGGGAGAUCAACUAAUGAUGUAUGAAAACUGAUGCAGAGCUCGAGUCCUCUUCUACGAAGACGUUGUAGUCUUUGAACAAACCUCAAAAAAGAGAUGAAACAAACCUUUUGAGAAAGAAGUGAAACUGAACCCUUUAAGAACACAGAGGAAAACAAUUUCCUCAAAAGAGGAGGACCAAUUAUCUGGAACCAAAAUAGAAUCGGCCUAUCUUGAGCUUUUUGUUUCCUCUCUGGUCGGCCAAAUCAGUCCCUUCCUUUGAUCACUUCUAACCCUGCUAAUAUCCUCCGAAGAGAGAUAGAGAAACCAACAUAGAAAGAAAAAUGACAGGAAGAGAGAUAGAGGUUGAGAGACGUUGCUGUUGCAAUGGCAGAGAUGAGAGGAGAGAGGAAGAGAUACAUGCGCCUGCGGGUUCAUCCUUUUUCAUUUUUCAAUAUAUUCAGGCCUUUUUAGUUUAAAGCAGCGGCCAACGAACAUAGGGGGUUGUACCGGGUUAGGUGUAACACGAAUGGGCAGAAAAUAAAAGGGAGAUGUGGGUUGAAUUCUACCAAGCAAAAGACUGGAAAAUUCGUACCCAGUCACCAUUGGUGAACCCUUUUAGCCCCAAUGUCUCUCAAGCUCUCCACUUUUUCUCUCUGGACGGUCUCACUGUCAGCUUUUCACAGUCCCAUCAAAAGACAUGUCUCUCCCAUUUUCGAAAGGGCAAACAGAGUGAACGGUUCCGUAACCCCAUGGUGAUAAAGUUUGCCGAGUGAUCAACACGCGCGAGGGAGACUGAAAGGACCACAACCAGAAGGCAAACUCUGGGCCAAACACAACCGAAUCAUCAAGUCAAAUUCGAAACCAACCAGAUUCUCCCUGCACCCACCCACACUGGAUUCCCAUAUGAGUUGAACCAGUAGUUAUGGGUAUGUAUGUACAGUAAAAGGAGUCAGGAUGCAUAGGAAAUGACCAUGCUGGAUUUUUUUUUUCAAUUAGUCUAUUUUGCUUUUAUUUGUCCGAACUCCGAAGCUACAGCUACUGCACAUAAAUCCCCUUGGUAUAUGCAUGAGUUACAUAUGUUCACAACUGCAGUUGGAGGAUGCCACCUUGAUGGCAUGCAUGCCUGCAUCCUAACUCCAUAACUUCCCCUCUCCAAACAACAAUCUGACUGUGACAGAAACUUCACUUUCUCGUGUGUUGGUUUUUGUUUCAUUUCAUCUCUUGGCCAGGCGAAGAACGUCAAAAUGGUUGGAAUCACUAGCAGCAUCUCAUCAGGGUCAGGGAUCCCCGUCGUCGAUCUCUCCCCUUUCCUCGCCGCCGCCGCCGAAGACGAGAAUAUGGCCGUCGAGAAGAAGAAGGCGAUGGAGGCGGUGAAGGAAGCAUGCUCGGAGUACGGAUUGUUCCAGAUAGUAAACCACGGCGUCCCCACCGCACUCAUCGACCGAGCCCUCCAACUUUCCGCCGACUUCUUUGACCUCCCCGACGACGAGAAGCGCAAGUUCACGAGCAACCCAGCUGGCGGCGCUGCGUUGCCGUCCGGAUACAACAGCCGGCCUCUCCAUUCCCCCGAGAAGAACGAGUUCCUUCUCAUGUUCAACCCUUCCUCCCCCUUCAACGUCUACCCUACCAACCCUCCCCACCUCAGGGAAGUGAUGGAAGAAGUGUUCGUUUGGCUGAGCAAGACGGGAUGGUUGAUGGAGGGCAUAAUCAACGACUGCUUGGGUCUCCCCACCGGAUUCCUCCAGCAGUUUAACUCCGACAGGAAAGGGGAUUUCAUGAGUGUUCGUCGGUAUUUCCCGGCGGCGGAGGACGAGGACAGAGGCCUCACGCCCCACCAAGAUGGCAACUCCGUCACCUUCAUCUUACAAGACGAUGCCGGUGGGUUGGAGGUCUUAAGAAACGGAGUGUGGAUCCCGGCCACUCCUACGCCGGGCAGUAUCAUCGUCAACAUCGGGGACAUGAUCCAGGUGUUGAGCAACAACAAGUUCAAGAGCUCCAUGCACAGGGUGGUGAGGCCCAAGGGAAGAAGCCGCUAUUCGUUUGCAUUUUUCUACUGCUUGCCGGCGGAGAAAUGGGUGGAGCCAUUGCCGGAGUUCACGGAGAAAGUAGGAGAGCUGCCAAAGUACCGCAAGUUUCAGUUCGGAGAGUACACUCAGCUUAGGAAGAGGGACGUAAUCGAUCCACCUCAAAGGCCCGAAGAUUCUAUCGGCAUCACCCACUACUCCAUCAACUAGUUGAAAUUCCGUUUCUUUACCUAAUGAUCGUAUUGUUGAUCUCUUGUUCGAACGCAAAUAAUAAGUAGUAUGUGUAGUUAUGGUAUGUUGCUUCUUUAGAUGUUAGCUGUUAAUUGUUUUGAGUUUCUUUCUACUAGGAAUAAACUUGUCUUUCAGUAACAUCUUUUCUAUCAUGCGGAAAUUAAUGAAAAAUGCAUUGAUAA
Linum trigynum is the source of this 7397-nucleotide messenger RNA. The record is from the annotation of a GenBank genome assembly. NCBI's taxonomy places the organism in Eukaryota, Viridiplantae, Streptophyta, Magnoliopsida, Malpighiales, Linaceae.